This is a messenger RNA of Thamnophis elegans (Western terrestrial garter snake), 1984 nucleotides long. RefSeq names its product tumor protein D52 (gene TPD52). Gene Ontology annotation, biological process: B cell differentiation. The transcript is spliced from 6 exons. Bases 153 to 716 code for a protein of 187 amino acids. Lineage: Eukaryota; Metazoa; Chordata; Lepidosauria; Squamata; Natricidae. The record is from RefSeq and is a predicted model, not a curated record. Gene Ontology annotation, cellular component: cytoplasm.
GCGAAGCGAAAGGCGAGAGCGGCGCGGCGCUGUGGGGCGUGUUGGCGGGCGGCUCCCAGGGUGGAAGGCUGCAGUUGGUGCCUCGACGUCGCCGCUCUCCGUUUUGGGCGCCACCGGAGGGAGGAAGAGUCCGCGAGAGGCCGACGGGGGGGAUGGCCGCGGAGACGAAUGCCGGCUGCCAGCAAGGUCUGCUGAAAAAUGAAGCCAUUCCUGAAGGAGAAGAUGCAGUUGCUGGAAUUAAUAUAGAAGCUCUGUCUGAAGAAGAACAAGAAGAGCUUAGAAGAGAGCUUGCUAAGGUAGAAGAAGAAAUCCAGACUUUGUCACAGGUAUUAGCUGCCAAAGAGAAGCAUCUAGCUGAAAUAAAGAGGAAACUAGGCAUCACUUCACUGCAGGAACUGAAACAAAAUAUUUCCAAAGGGUGGCAAGAUGUAACUUCAACAAAUGCGUAUAAGAAGACAUCAGAAACAUUGACUCAGGCUGGACAGAAAGCGUCUGCUGCUUUCUCAACAGUAGGUUCAGCCAUCACAAAGAAGCUGGAAGAUGUGAAAAAUUCUCCAACAUUCAAGUCAUUUGAAGAAAAAGUGGAAAACUUAAAGUACAAGGUUGGGGGAAAUAAGCCUGCUGGAGCUGACUUUGGAGAUGUCUUGAAUUCUGCUGCCAACGCCAGUGCCACAGAAGUUACUCCAAAGCAGACUGAAGAGGAGGAAACUCAAUGAUUGCCUCACCUUUGUACUGUCCACUGCCAGAUGCUGCAAGCAAAUGCUGAAGUGCAUCACCUCUGCUGUUGACUCCUCCAGUAUGUUCUUCUGUUUAGCACUUAGCUUUCCAAAUAUUUAAUAGUUUCUUGAGGUUCAGAGUAUUUUUGAAAUAGGAAAAUACACUUGCCUUUGUUAAUCUGCAGGACAGGAAUUUUUAUGUAUUUUGAGGAUUAGGCUUAAUUCCAGUCUAGGUAAUCACUAAGUUACUGCAUUACAAAAAAUUAUAAACAGAGCUGGAACAUUAAGCACAUGUGGCAUUUACAUUAUAAGCCAUCACCUCAUGUCUGCUUUCACAGACAAACCUUGAAAGUCUUUGUCUAGCCAUUAAGUGGAUACUCCUAACUUGUUACUCGUUCACUAAUAUUCUUUGGCCAAAUAAAUUGGUUUGGGUUUUGCAAUGGCUACUGUAUCACUUUUUUUUAACUUUUCAAAGCUGAAGAAGAGUAGCUUCCAAGCAUGUCAUCUGUCAUUUAUUGAAGUUCUCCCAAAAAUAUUUCUUUUGACAGAUCCCAGCCAGAGACACAAUUUUUCCUUGGAGGUUACAGUUUUCAGUUUUACUUUGUUUACUGAAAGUUGCAGAAGUAAAAUGAGCUUAUAGGCAUGAAGCAGAUGAUAAAUGUAAACGCCUAAUACAGCACAGUGCUUUCAAAUCAUUCCAUGAUAUUAAAAGCGUUAUGUUCAUUCCUCCCUCGUGAAUUUAAAUCAUGGGACAGUAUAUUCCAUCCUCCUCUCAAUUAUAAUUGGUUGAAGCUGUGGACAAUUUUUACACUUAUGUACGUGGAUUCUAGGAGUUUGCAUCUGUAAGAAAAGGCCUUCAAUGAAAUAGGAGCCUAUCUAAAUUGAAAACCCAUGUUGAAGCUUGAGAAUAUAUUUAAAUAUUGCAAUCAUAGGUCAAUUUCAUAUAUAAAACAUUAAUUAAAUUUGUUCUAAAAAGAUUUGAUUUCACAGAAGCAAAUUGUACUCCAUCUUUAUAUGUUUAUUUUUGGCACCUUAUAAAAUACACGUUUUGCAUAUGUUUUUGCUACUUUUAAUCACCAAGCUUAAACUGAACUAGAACUCAUCCUUAAGAUACACUGUAACUUGGGCUUUGUCUUUAUAGCUGCACCAAAAAGGUUACACAUCAUAUAAGUCAAGUUAUGCUGUAUUUGACAGCUUUCUGUAGCAUUUCAGAUUUAAUCUGAAUACUUGAUUACGUAUACAAAUAAAAUGCAUUGUAUUGUCAAACA